AUGGACACAAAACUGAAGGCCGUCAACGCAACGUGGGGCAGGAGAUGUGACAAGAUUCUGUACGUGAUGACCACCAACAAAACAGGACCCGACAUCCUGGGACUGGACAUUCGUGACCACCAUGACACUCUGACAGAGAAGAUCGUGCAAACCUUCACGCACAUGUACAACACAUAUCUUGAACAAUACGACUGGUUUCUCAAAGCUGACGAUGAUUCGUAUGUGAUCGUUGAAAACCUCAAGUUCUUCCUGGCCCACUUAAAUUCGAGUAAGCCUGUCUACGUUGGGGACCAUUUUGUUCAUUUUUCGCCAAAUGGCUACAUGGGUGGUGGUGCAGGCUACGUGUUGAGUAGAGCAGCUCUCCGGCGAUUGGUCGAGCAGGGUUACAGAGUUCCUGGUAGAUGUAGACAAGCCGGAGGAAGCGAGGACAUUGAGACUGGCCGGUGUUUGUAUAAAGCUUCUGUGUCCACUUACCUCUCGGUGGACAGGUUUAACAGAUCGUCCUUCCAUGCUGCCAGUCCAGAAGCGUUCCUCCCAGGAGAAAGUAAUUUUCUGACGAGCUUUAGUGCUAUCAAAUAUAAAACGCUUCCCGAGUGCUGCUCUCAGCUUACAAUAAGCUUCCACUAUGUCAACCACAAGCUGAUGAGAGUGCUGGACAUGUUCCUUUACCGGAUUGCUGUUUUUGGUAGGACAGUCAACUAUAAAAUGUUGAAGAACUUAUUCAAGACACGGGAAUUCCAAAUCCCCAGAGACAGGAAAAGGGCAGUGUAUCCUGGAGAGACACUAGAAGAGUAUUACAAGAAUGCCACAGAAUGGAGACUAAAGAACACAACGAUUUAUAUACGAAAUGAAACUAAACAUAACUAG
Molecule: messenger RNA, 867 nt
Organism: Haliotis rubra (blacklip abalone)
Lineage: Eukaryota; Metazoa; Mollusca; Gastropoda; Lepetellida; Haliotidae
Product: glycoprotein-N-acetylgalactosamine 3-beta-galactosyltransferase 1-B-like
Exons: 2
Coding region: 1-867 (288 amino acids)
Cellular component (GO): membrane
Molecular function (GO): N-acetylgalactosaminide beta-1,3-galactosyltransferase activity
Source: RefSeq, a predicted model, not a curated record